AAAAAAAGUUGCUCGUUGGCGUUUGUUGUUGAAAUGUUGUUGGCCCUUUAGGUUUUGCCAGCCUUAGGUUGUCGGUCUUUUGUUGUUGGCGGGUAAUGUUAACGCUGCCGCUGGUUAUUGUCGUUGUUGAGUUGAGUUUUAAGAAGAGUGCGACGGGUAUUAACUAAUUAAUGUCAUUCAUUCAGUGGCAACUUAAGUGCAAUUAAGCCAUUUAACAAGGCAACAAUAACAACAACAACAACAAUCGCUACGAGAAGAAAACUGAGCUGAACUAAGCUUUAACAAAAUGACAAAUGCCAUUGAAUAAAACAUAUAACAUCAACAACAAAAACAAGAGCAGAGGAAUAAAAUAACAACAAAACAAUGGUGGUUGGAUGAAUGACGGGCUGGCUGGUUGGUUGGUUGGCUCGGUUUGGUUUAGUUCGACUGGCAUCAGAGCGAAGCGUAAAUGCCAUCAACACCGCCAUCAGCGCCAUUAUUUCAGCAUCCGUAACAUAAACAAUGCUAUCACUAAGCCCCCUGCUUUGUACCUUCCAAAAAAAAGUGGAAGAAAUGAGCUGUUAAUUUGAGUAUACAAGGCCUAACACACACACAUACAAACAUAUUUACACACACACACGAAUAGGCAUAGGCAGGCAUACCUUUGCUUCGAGGUUUUCUUUUUUUGGGGGACUUUUCUUUUCUGUGGAGAUAUGUGUGCCUAACAAAGAUGUAUGGACUUCGAUAGAUUAGCCUUGAUGUUUCCCAGGAAUUUUAUCAAAGCUACACCCAACAACAACAUCGGCAACAACAAAAUCCCCUAUCAUUGAAAUCGAAAAAAUUGUAACACAAAAAAGAAAGGAUUUCUAAUCCAAAGACCAAGAACAGAACAAAAAAAAAAAAAAAAGAAGCAAAAUACAAACUGCCACGACCAUAAAAGGAGAAACACAAAAGACGACGAAGGCGAGAACAACGAUUCAAACGAUAAACCUUAGCCAGCUCAGCAGCAGCUCACCUUUAACAAAAAGGGAAAACAAAUCCACAACGUUUUUCCCCACGUUUUGAAUUUCAAUUGGAAUGAUAAAUUGUGCAUUCAAUUUGUUACAACAACAGCAGCCAUUACAAGAACAACAGCAGCAGCAGCAAAAACGGCAGCAGCAGCAACAAAAUGGAUGGCGAAAAUCGCAUAAUAUUAAAUGUGGGAGGUAUAAGGUAUGAGACGUAUAAAGCAACGCUAAAGAAAAUACCCGCCACAAGAUUAUCACGUCUAACUGAGGCCUUAGCCAAUUAUGAUCCAGUGCUCAAUGAAUAUUUCUUUGAUCGGCAUCCGGGAGUUUUUACGCAAAUUUUAAAUUAUUACAGAACUGGCAAACUGCACUAUCCUACCGAUGUAUGUGGUCCAUUGUUUGAGGAAGAAUUAGAGUUUUGGGGUUUAGAUUCGAAUCAAGUUGAACCCUGUUGCUGGUCCACCUAUAGUAUACACAGAGAUACUCAGAAUACUUUAGCCAUAUUGGAUAAAUUAGAUAUUGACAAUGAAAAACCCUCAGAAGAGCAGGUGGCCCGCCUAUUUGGUUUUGAAGACUCCAUCAACAAGGGCCGCCUAAACUGCUGGCAGCGUAUUAAACCGAAAAUAUGGGCUUUAUUUGAUGAACCAUCAAGUUCGACGGGAGCAAAGGUGGUUGCCAGUAUGUCUGUGUUUUUCAUAUUCGUUUCUGUGAUAUCUUUCUGCCUGAAAACACAUCCGGGUUUUCGCGUAGAUUUUACACCCACCAAUAGCCAACAACACCAACACCAACCACAACAAAUAUCAACUAGCGUACCGACCAUACCUCAGCAUACAAGUAAUAUGCCGCCGCCCACAAUGGAUGCAUCCACCGCCCCCCAUAAUAGCCAACGCCACACAUUACUACAGCCCACAUUCAAGGUCAUCAACUACACCAGCAGCGCGGGCAGUGGUAAUGGUAAUUUUAGUUCGGGUCUUGUAACACCCAUAGCCACCUUUAGCCUGGAGAAGACAGAAGGACGUCGUCGUGCCAGUGAAAGAACACGUCGUCAAUCUGUAGAUGUGAACGGUCUUGGUGAUAAUGAUGAUGGCGGUGGAGGUGUUGGUGGUGGUGGUGGCGGCCAUGGCAACCACAAUGGUGUUGAUGACACCCACAUACACGGCUGGCAUCAAUCGUUUGGCCAGCCACACGAGGCAUUUUUCUAUGUGGAAUUGGUGUGUAAUGUUUGGUUCUUCUUUGAGGUCAUCAUUCGUUUCAUAGUCUCCCCAAAUUUGUGGCAGUUUGUUAAAUCUCCCGUCAAUAUUAUUGACUUUGUGGCCACCUUAAGUUUCUACACAGAUGUCAUGCAACGCAUGGGCGAGUACACCGGACUGUGGGAAGCCUUCUCAAUUGUGCGGAUUAUGCGUCUGUUCAAAUUGACCCGCCAUUCGCCCGGCUUACGGAUCCUAAUACACACAUUCAAAGCCUCGGCCAAAGAGUUGACGUUGCUGGUGUUUUUCUUGGUUUUGGGUAUUGUGUUCUUCGCCAGUCUGGCAUACUAUGCGGAAAAGCUUCAGGAUAAUCCGGAAAAUCAAUUUAAAAGUAUCCCUUUAGGUUUGUGGUGGGCCAUUGUAACAAUGACUACCGUGGGCUAUGGUGAUGUGGCACCUAAAACUUAUCCUGGCAUGUUUGUGGGUGCCCUAUGUGCUUUGGCUGGUGUGUUGACAAUAGCUCUACCCGUACCUGUAAUUGUUAGCAACUUUUCCAUGUUUUAUUCACACACACAGGCUCGCUCAAAAUUACCCAAACAACGACGUAGAGUUCUUCCUGUAGAACAGCCGCGACGUAAACGUGAACCAGUUCCUCAGCCAAGGGGUGGUCGUACACAUGCCUACAAACAAACAUCGCUUGCGCCGGGAGUUGUGGCCACCGGGCAUCCCCAUCCGCAUCACAAUCCAAUGCUGAAGGAAGCUUUUGCCACAGCUAAAAUCGAAACACAAACAGAGAGCAUGAAUGGUGUAAAUGUUAAUGGUGUUAGUAUUAUAGAACGACCACAGAAUCCUCUAGCUGGCAUUGUAAAGAAUAGCACUAGAUCAGCCGAAACAUCGAUACAAACAUCACCGAUGCCUUUGCGAACGGGUCCCUCAGUUAUUAGCUCGGACUUUUUAAGCGUACCAGCAAUGCAGAGCCUACAGCCGAGGGCAGCCACCACCGGCAGUGAUUAUCUAAUGCCACUGCAACCGAAAUUGCUUGCAUCAUUGGAACAAAAGGACCAUCACCAAACCCCCCUAAUGGAGCACAAAGAUAAUAUCGAACAACAACAGCAACACCUACAUCAGGGCCUGCGACAUCGUUCAAAUAUUCGAACAAUGUUGAAUGUCCCACCAACGGUCAGUGUGGUCAAUACACAAAUGCCACCAUGCAGUGGUCAAAAUGGGGAUCACUCAAUGCACACAAUUGGUUGUGGAGGUGGUGACAUAGAUGCCCAGAAAAGUGGCACCAGCAGCCCUGGUAAAACGGCAAUUCCUACAACACAAACACUGCCGCCUAUGCAACAGCAUCAACAAACCCAACACAGCACGAUCUCACCUCAGCACAUGUGUUAUGCGAAUUUUCAGCCCAAGGUGACAUUGGUGAAUGAUGCAGGCAACAUGGAGGAUGAUGAUGACGACGAUGAUGAUCACAAUCGUGAUCAUGAGGCUGAGGCUUUGUGUGGUAGCUGUGAUGCAUAUCGGGAAAAUCUACAACAAGAUUUGACAACAACAACUAGAAAACAAGAAGAUCAUACCAAUGAGGCCAAUAUUGAAGAUCGAGAUCAUGUGACUGAAUAGUCAGGCUUUAAAUGAAAAUUGGAGAAGAGAGAGAGAGAAGAAAUACGAAGACAAAACGUCGUGAAUACAUAUACAAGAAGCACACCCACACGCAAACAAAAAAACAUACAAUGGAAUGCUGACAAAUUCAGGUGAAGUUUUAGAUAAUUUUUAGCAUAACAUUUAAAAUGAAAUCAAGAAAACGAGGUCGGCCUAGUCGACUGGAAAAUAUCCUGCACCGCGCCACCACCAAAUGUUUAUUAUAUAGAGAGAAAUUAUUUUUAGCAUCCAAGGUCCUUUCUGUAGCUUGGUUUAAUUACUUUUUCUUUCAUUAGGAUAGUUUUGAAGUAAGAAGUAAUCAAAGGCUAUAGCCGAGCGGAGCUGAUUAUGUGAUACCCAACAGCUUAUGACGAUUCUUAUGACAGAUCUAUACCCUCAUCCAAUGGCCGCUUAUUUAAAUAUAUUUUGACUUGCAUAAUUAUUCAAACUUUUGACACUUUUAUGGUGGCCAAUAUUUUGUUGGGAGGUACUAGAGUUGACCGAUACAUUCCAUAUUCACAUCAGCUCUCUGGAUGAAAGAAAUAUUUAUGUAGAUCGAGUUUGAAAAGAAUCGCUGACUUGUUUCUCAUGUUAUGAGAGAUUUAAGAAUUGAAAAUUGUGACCGUUUGUGAGAGGUUAGAGUAAGAGUGGGUCGAUAUAUAUCUUCGUCGCAUCAGAUCUUGUUUUGAAAGAAAUGUUGGCUGGUGUGACAUUUGGAAAGAAUCAGAUGCUUAUUUCCUCUUUUAUGAAAGGUAUAAAUAUUCAAAAUUUUUACCCAUUGUGGGGAAGGUACCAGAGGAAGUAGUCCGAUAAAUUAAAUCAUUACACCUCAUCUUGUGUUGAUAGGAACCGAGUUCGAAAGGAAUCUGAUGCUCAUUUCGUAUUUUAUGAGCUUAAUGAUUAUUACAAAUUUUGAAACUUUGUGUGAUAGGUACAAGAGGGGUGGUCCCACCUAUCCAAUUUUCAUAUCAAACCUAGAGUUGUUAGAAAUACUGCGAUAUGCGAAAAUUCAAUACAAUUGGGUUCUUAUUUCACAUUUUAUAAGCGUUGAGAUUAUUCAACAUUUUGAAAUUUAUUGUCAAUUUUUACACCUGACCUAGCACAGAUACAAAUAUUAGGAUUUGAAAAGUUUGAACAAAAUCGGAUGAUCCUUUCUUUUUGCACGAGGCAAUUUAUUUUCUCUGAAAUUUUUGGCAUCUUGUUGGGGAGGUACUAAAAGGAGUUGAUUGAUAUUGCCCAUAUCCGAACUCGAUUUAUGUUUGAUAAUAAUAUUACGAUGUACCAAGUUUAGACCACAUCAGAUACACCUUACGAAAGUUAUUGUCCGCUCUAGCCAAACAGAUAGAUGGAUAGACGGACGUACACCUCUAGAUCGACUCCAAAUGUCUUGAAAUGCAUUUGGUCCAAACGAGACCUUGUCUAAAACAGUUAUUUCGAUGAGGCACUUUUUGGCCAUGUGAAAUGAAAUAACCCUCUAUAGCUACGAGGCUGAGGCUGCUUGACGUAUCAAGACCAAAAUUCAGAUUCAAUCCCUUCAAAAAAAAUAGUACUACGAGACGCUUGGUUUUGUCAUUUUUGGUUGCGGUCGUGAUACUUGACUUCGCGAUAUCGAAUUUGAUCUCUAUAGUGGCUUGUGUAGGGUAUUCAAUAAUAAAAUUAUGGUUUCGUUUUUAAGGGGAAUAUUUGUAAAUUUUUAUAUUUAGUUCAAUUUAAAUAUGAAAAUGAAAAACUUCUGGUAAUUUUAUUAUAGUUUUUACGUUAAUAUCAAAUCUCUUGGAAUAUCCAAUAAUAUGAUUGUGCACUCUUUAAUAUAUCCAUGGCAUACUAAUUUUAAAGAGAGAAGUGUCAAAAAUCUAUACGAAUUGCUAUCUUUUAUUCAAUCGACAAUAUCUCUCACAAAAUUACAUUGCCAUGGUUAGGUUAAACCACAAACAUUAACCCCUUUAUGUAGCAUAACUCAACACUUAUUUGCCCAACAAAAUUCAAUUUGGAAUAACGCUUUAUUGCUUCAAAAGAAACCAAAAAAUAAUUAAGUUUAAAUUAUUAUUGAUGUCGUUUUGAGGAAUGGAAAUCAUGAAAAUCACUAGAAAACAAAACUAAAAUAACUCCACAAAUAUUUAUUGGUGUUUUUACCGAUUCCACAGAAGAAAAACAAAAAAUGCUAGGGAUUAUCAAUAGUCUAUAAGAAGAUUGGUUAAAUGAAGGAAAGAAAAACAGUCGAAGAAGACGAAAUAUUGUUCCAAGUUUGAAUUUUAACCAAAAAUAAAAGUAUUUAGUGAAAUAAGAGCAUUGUAAAAUAGUCUAAUUGAAAAUUUAAAUUAAAUUUAAAAUUAGUAAAAUUGUAUUAAAACCUUAAAACAAACAAACCAAUU
Messenger RNA from Musca domestica (house fly), 6183 nucleotides. Its product is annotated as potassium voltage-gated channel protein Shaw. Gene Ontology annotation, molecular function: protein binding; delayed rectifier potassium channel activity. Bases 1148 to 3793 code for a protein of 881 amino acids. Lineage: Eukaryota; Metazoa; Arthropoda; Insecta; Diptera; Muscidae. The record is from RefSeq and is a predicted model, not a curated record. Gene Ontology annotation, cellular component: neuronal cell body membrane; voltage-gated potassium channel complex; axon. Gene Ontology annotation, biological process: protein homooligomerization; potassium ion transmembrane transport. The transcript is spliced from 11 exons.